Rubroshorea leprosula is the source of this 1545-nucleotide messenger RNA. NCBI's taxonomy places the organism in Eukaryota, Viridiplantae, Streptophyta, Magnoliopsida, Malvales, Dipterocarpaceae. The record is from the annotation of a GenBank genome assembly.
UUUUCCUUCACCCGCCGCUUGCAAACUCACAAUCCCCCUCGCUAACGUCGUAGCCAAUCCUCCCUCACCGGCGCCGCCCGCUAAUUCCUCUCUUCGGAAACGCCAUCCUCUGAUCCGCCGCCACGUAGCCGCAGCUCCCUUAUUGGAAGUGCACUGCCACAUCCUCGCCAGCAUCGAACCUGAACAGAUCAAAGUUUGUUUCCAGAACAGAACGUAAUAUUUUUGCUUCCAAAGAAUCUUCUUGGCUAACGACGUUGAUAUUGCUUCCAAGAGCUUAAGAUUUUGGUGGCAAAGUAAGUUCAGGUGAUAGCAAGUAACAUUUGUGAGCAAAAUACAGUAACCUGUCUUUGGUCUUAUUGUAAGCAUGGCUGAUUCUGGCAAUCCUCAAAACUCUGAGCAAGAACAUCAACAAUCUGAGCAAGUCUGCAAUUUCUUUAGGAAGCCAACAAAGAAUAAAAAUAUUAGAAAAAGGGCAGUAGAAGAGGAUGAAGAUGAAGAUUCAGGAAGUGCACCAUCCUUGUUGCACCAUCAGAAAAAGGCCACAAGGCCUGACAAUAAGUUGUUCUUUUCAACUGGAUCAUCUAAGAGUAGCUUGACAACUGAACCAGGCCCAGAAUCUAACAAACCAAUCUUCCAGUAUGAGUCUUCAAAGGAAAUACAGGUUCAACAUGAUAGCAAAGCAACUGCUACAUUAGAAACUGAGACUGAUUUCAACAAAGAUGCUCGAGCUAUUCGUGAGAGAGUUCUUAAGCGAGCUGAGGAGGCUUUGAAGGGGAAAAGCACAGGCUCUGGUGAUGAGAAGUUAUAUAAGGGAAUCCAUGGGUAUGUUGAUCAUAAAGCUGGGUUUCGAAGGGAGCAAACAGUUUCUAGUGAGAAAGCUGGCGGAUCACAUGGGCCUCUUAGGGCAUCUGCUCACAUUAGGGUAUCAGCAAGAUUUGAUUAUCAGCCAGAUAUUUGUAAAGACUACAAAGAAACUGGUUACUGUGGGUAUGGGGAUGCGUGUAAGUUUAUGCAUGAUCGAGGUGAUUACAAGUCUGGGUGGCAGUUAGAGAAAGAGUGGGAGGAAGUAGAGAAAGCAAGGAAGAGGAAUUUGGCUAUGGGUGGUGACGAUGAGGAUGAAGCAGUGGUAGACCAAAGUGAUGAUGAUGAUGAUGAUGACUCCUUGCCCUUUGCAUGCUUUAUAUGUAGGCAACCUUUUGUGGAUCCUGUUGUUACAAAGUGCAAGCAUUACUUCUGUGAGCACUGUGCAUUGAAGCAUCAUGCGAAAAACAAGAAGUGUUUUGUAUGCAAUAAACCAACUCUCGGAAUCUUUAAUACAGCUCAUGAGAUACGAAGAAAAAUGGCUGAAGAGGGCAAGUGACUUGUUUGUUGUUUUAUCUUUGUCCAGAUUAGCAGCCAGAGGGUCAUGUAUUACUUCAAACAGUUUGUACCAUACCCUAUCAUUACUCAUUAGCAAUGACAAUGCAGUUUUAUGUUUCAUUUGGUGAGAUUAGUUCAUUCUAUUUGGUUUUGGUAAUUGCUUUGCUAUAAAGGUCUCAUAUAUUA